ACGGGUAGUUGACAUCUGUUUGCCGUUAGCUCAACACUGGUGCUGCUGCUGCUGAGCCUCGGUGGAGUGUGUGUGAGUGUGUGAGUAUGUGUGAGUGUGUGUGCUGAUGGUGGACUGUUCCCGGUAAGAGACGCCGAACCCGGCCGCGUGAAAAAUGCCUCACAGCCGCGUGUAAACCGUCGAAGCUCGCGGAGGGGAGAGAGAGAGUCAGGUGUCCUGGCGGCUAGAGAGGAAAAUAUGAGCAGGAUGUUGCAAGUUUUAGCGUGUGGCGCCGUAGUUUUCCCCGGUCUCUUCUUCGCCUUCAGGAAGAUCCUACCGUGUGUGUUCAAACACUGGAGCGAUGCCGACGUGGUACUGGUCAGCGAGAGGCUGGUGUCCUCUAUCCAUGCUGCCAUGGCAACCACAGCAGGAGCUGUCGUUGUGUCAUCAUGCUGCGGCAACGUCAUUAACGACAGGCACUGGCUGGCCACCUACUUUGUCAUCUGGUACGGUGUCCCCUACAUGACAUACGACAUCUUUGCCAUGUACCUCAGUCACUACUACCGCUUCCACGUCAAAGGGCACGAGGACUACAAGCAGCAUUCACUGAGGACCAUAAACUCCUUUGUCCGUAAGGAGUUCCUGCUGGUCCUGCAUCACAUCGCUCUGCUCACCAUCCUGCUGCCUGUCACACUGUUCUUCAGAAAGGACCAGGGGGAUUUCUUCAUCGGCUGCUUGUUUCUAACAGAGCUCAGCACGCCCUUCGUGUCCCUGGGGAAGAUACUUAUUCAGCUCAGCCUCCAGGACUCCUGGCUGCACAAGGUCAAUGGCGGUAUGGUCCUUCUCACCUUCUUCAUGUGCCGCAUCGCCCUCUUCCCGUUCAUGUACUGGAUGUACGGCCGUCACUACGGCAUCCCUCUCUACAGCGUGCCGUUCCACCUGCCGCUCUCCGCCAACCUGGGCAACUCGUGCAUCUUGGCGCCGCAGGUCUACUGGUUCGUUCUGCUGUGCCGAAAGGGCUACCGUCUUUACCAGCGCAGCCGCAGCCCGGCCUCAUCUCCCACGGCCGACACCGCCGCCAUCACUGACAGUUCAAAAGAUGAUUGAUACGCGGACCACGACCGCUUGCUCUAGCCACACACUCAGCUACUAACGCUCAGCCCAACCAUCGUACUGUAGUACACCAGGACUGCCUGCUCUCGUUCCACAACUCCCGGGCAUUUUCCGCACACUUCAACCAACUCCUCUGCCUACGUGGACCUCUCCACCUCCAAUCUAACUCUACUACUGAAGUUUAGUGAUUUUAAUUUUUUUGGGAUGUGACUCUGGCCUGGAUCUCGCUGAAGUGCUUCACUGUGUCUGAAUACAUUUACAACACUGAAAAAAAAAAAAGAAGAAAAGAAAGAUGAUGUUUGCUGUACUGCAAGUGAAAUGUGGAGCAAACGCACCAGAAACUAAAGAGGAGAUAUGAUCCUUACUCCUACUGUUUACAGCUGCUGAUUGGAAAGGCCUGUUACAGUGUAUGUUUGUGGGUGUUAUGGCUGGUUUUGAUUUAAGAAUAACGUGUCAGAUAGUUGGAUUUCCUUUCAGAUCAUUUUAUUUGUCACGCUGGUGACAAGGAUUGGGGCCUGUGGUGAGAGGCAUGGAAGUUCAGGCAGUAUUAGCAGAGAUGAGGAAUACGCGUCACCAAGCAGCUACAUCGUUACCCGGUUAAUGUGAUAGCCUCUGACUUUUCACCAGUUUAUCAUAGUGCACACCAUUACCUACACUCAUCUUCAUCGCAGUGUUUCCACCCUUCAUUUUCAGGUUUUUAGUUUUCCAUUAUCUGUAGGAAACUAUUUUUGACACCAUGAUUGAUUAAGAAAUGGCCCUCUCUCACACAGGGUUUUUUUUUUUUUUAAACAGUAAUAUUGUAAGGUCUUGCCCUGAGAUCAUUUUUUUCUCAGGUGUGAAGUUCAGCUCCUCAGCAGAUAAAAUUAAAAAAAUCAUACCUGGUUUAUUCUUCAAGGUCAUCUUCUCGUGGAGUUUUUCCUAAAUUUAAGUUCCAUUCUGGCCACUUCUACUUGUUCCUCCUCGAUGUGUGGUGGCUCUCCUGCAGUGGAUCCAAACUGUGACUGCUUAACUUUUGUUUUGUAUUCUCAGUGAAAAUGGGGAGUAUCGACCUCAGUACCACACUGUCUUUAAAUGGCCACCAGGAGGCGACUUUUCUGGCUGCAAAAACACUUCUGGAGGGGGGGAUUAGCCCUCACCUCGUUUUCUCUUCGACCGCGAUGCUUUCCUGACGACUUUAUGGGCUCAAGCACUAAUUUGAGGGUCAAAUUUUAUAGUCAAUCUAAGGGCCUGAGAGAAGGACUAUCCAGGAUGUGAUCACUCGCUCCGCCCCUCUCUCAUCACAUCUUGUUUUUUAAAUCCCAAGAUUGUGACAGCAGGAGCUCUCAGCUUGUAGCUUGAUAAUUUUGCAAUGCGAGGGGUGGGGAAAAAAGGGGGGAGGGGGGGGGGGGAGUGAAAAGGGGAAGAUGUGAGAAGAAGUAAAGCUAAUGCAGGACAGGAAAGACACCAGAUUGUCAAAGUAAAACAGGAAAUAACCAAAUGAGAGGUUAACAAGGACUUUUAAAAAAAAUGAAUUCAAACCAAGGAUCCUUUUCGGAGACUUUUGCUCAUCCACAAAAAAUUAUUAUUUUGUUUCUCCCUUGUAGCUGCAGGCCCCGCUCUUCUCACCAGUUAUGAUUCUUGACACAAAAGUUGGGUCAAUUCAAAAGAAAACCCGACGUUUGCUCACCUUGAGGUUGACAGUAAGGCUUGAGUGGACAGAACAGGACUUCCAGGAAGUGAUUUUAAAAAAGAAAUGGGGCCCCAACCGAGGUGAACAGUAAGAUGAGACCAGUGAACUUUAAGCCAGGUAUGAUUUUUGGGGUGGGGGGUGCGGCAUUAUGGAGUCUGCAAUCACUGGAUAGAUUCAGUUCAAUGCUUCUGUUUUUUGCCUCUCAACGUCACUCAGUCCAGUCUGACGGGGUGAUGUGGAAGGUACCAUGAGGCCCAAUGAAGGUCAAGCGGCUCCCAGCAAAACUCAGGGGCAAGGUCAGAGCGAUAAAUGGAGGGGUGUGGCUCUCCGGGCCAAACAAUCAAACAAAUACUUUAGAUUAUUUAUAUGCACUUGUGUAUCAGGGGUUGCACUCAUCACAUAGGGGUUUUUAGAGAGUUACAUUAACUAUCACUUAAAUUAAAUAUAUAUCUUGACUAGAAUAGAGAGGAUCAUUUUAUUGUGCAAAAUUCCAGUUAUUAUGAAAGAAAUGAAACUUCUUACAAAUUAAUCAAAUCAAAAAACAAAGAAUUCUGCAUAUUAUGCAUUAAAUGUCCUUUUUUUUGGUUUCCUUUCAAUUCAGUCUAUGCAAAACAAAUGUUGGUGCAUGUAUAACUGAACUAACAUCAGGUCAUAUCAAGCUCAUCCAUCCCUCAUAUGAUGUGCUCUUUGCACAGUUUUCUAGGAAUCUGUGUUUAUCUCUACUCUACAUUUCAGUCUUAUUACUGAGUCUUAGUUGUUUUAAUUUUUUUAUUUAUUUAUAAUCGCGUAAUGAUUAAAAAUAAUUUCAUAUUCAUUGUUAGUUUGUUUUAGUGCACAUGGACACAUUAGAGCUGAAUCAAAACUCACUAAAAAUCCAUUUAAAUGGAACGUGGCGCAGCUAACAGCUAACAGGCAUGCAGCAAACCGCCUUAUGUUAAUCCAGAGUUUUUGUGUCUUUGCUUUCAAAUCUAAAUUGUUGUCUCCCUCUUUUUGGCAGCUUCCGCCAAGCUGUUGUAUAAAUGAUAAAGCAUAAUGUAACAGUAGUACAAGUUGGAGCACAGAAAGCUUCUGAACUCUCUGUUGCCCAGAUUAUUGAUGAACACAUUCUGCAUGACAGCUCAGAUAUUUUUCCCUCUGUGAGUCUGAUCAUCACAACUUGUUGUGAGGGGGGGAGCUAAAGAAGAAGCCUGUUAGCUGAGCAGCAGUGUGGGGAAGAGGAGGCGAGCCGGGCAGCUGAAUGAUGGGCUUGUUUGUCGAGGUUGGCUGGAGUGCGUCAGGGUGCUUUUGUUACUGCAAACAUUCCUCGCUCUUUGUGUUGCUUUUCUGCAUCUUUCAGCUGAAUUUCUCCCACUUUCUCUUUAUGAUGAUUCUAAUAGUAUUAAAAGAAUUACGAUAUCAGUUUAUCGGCUGUUAUUUUUUUUACACGUAGAGGGUUUAAACAUUCUCCAAAUCCCAAAAAAAUCAGAUCCAUCCCCAGUUAAGGCAGUGAGUCUGGGCUACCUUAACUCUGUGCAAGUAAAACCCCGCUUCUCAGCAUGUAUUUACACACAAGGUGUUUAUAUUCUUGCUAAAGACAGAACUACAGUUCAGAACUGUGGAUGUUUUUGUCCCAGAUUCAGGUUUCAGAACAUUACAACUCUCCCGCGCAAAAAAAUGGAGUACAUCUAGUCUCUUACACUGCAAGGAGGGGUUAAUAAUAGGAGGCUGUUGUUUCAGCCCCCUACGAUGAAGAAGACGCGUCUCAGUGGAUUAUCUUCUUCCCCACUUAAAUGUCCUCAGUGUCUGGUCUGCUUCUGGGAUGACCUCUGAGAUUGAGAUUAAUAAACUGGGCUUGAGUCUAACAGCUGGUUUAAAGUCUCCACUUUCACUGCAGUUAUAAUCAAUAAGUUCGACUCUACUUAAAGUUACUGUCCCACUGUUUCUGCUCCUUUCAUUCAUUUGAACUCAGCCCUAUCUCCUGGUUUGCUGUGAAGCUAGCAGAGCAGAAUGAGCCCUCACCUCCUCUCUACCGCCCUCUGCUGUCAGGCCCAUCCACUGCUUGUCCACUCUGAAGGCUGUGCAGUUGAGAUUAAAUAUCUCAAUUUUUCAGCCAGCGUAACCUCACCCUCCGCGAAAUCUUGCGGCAAAAACUGACAGGUACAUUUGUUUUCUUGUGUUCGGAGGAGGGGACAGAACAGAAAGAACUCGCUGUGGGAAAGUGUGUGCUUUUUUGUUUGUUUGGGGUUUUUGUGUGAUACCCUAAAGUUGAGUCUGUCUUCAUAGCUUGCAUAAAUGCCAUCUUGUUGACUUUUUCCUAAGAGGACUUUUAGAAGAUUGCUCUGAAGCUUUCUUUUGGCCAGGAUUUGGCCUCUCUGCUCAACAGGAUGUUGAAUUUUAGUGGCUUCACUAAUAAAAUUCAGUCUUAGUUUUGAAAGCGUGGGAAAGAUGUUUUAAAAUGUUAAAGAAAAAUUAAAAUAUAUAAACAUUCCUUCUGUAAAACUGACCCCAAUUUCAACAAUUCAAAUCCUUUAUUAACCAUUUUUCAUCCCUUAUUGACUCAUUUAUCUUUGUUUUUUCAUAGCCAGGCGACAACAAGCCCCAUUACUUUCAUUGCUUGAGAGCAUCACUGCCGCAUGAAAUCAUGAGUAGUAUAAGUGCAUAUCUUUCUACAUCUAUCACUCAGUAGGCUCUGAUUAUAGAAGACCAUAAAUUCAUCCUCUUUCCUCAGGGUUUGAUGAACUUGUUAGGAUACCGUGUGUGUAAUGUAGAGGUUUACUGUAAGAUGACGAAGCUAUGAGAAUGAUUCUGAAGAGGAUCACAGUGUGCUGUUGCUUUCUACGUGAUGUUUUUCAAAGCAUCAGUUUUCCUUUCAGAUUAUUCUGGUAUUCAUGCCUCCUGACAUGGCUUGUGAUACUUCAGCUUCUAAGGGUUGGUAAAUCAAAGACUGAUUGCAGUAACUAUAGUCAGAUUCUUUUCAGUCUUGUCUUAAUGGCUUAAAGUUACCCACAUGUCACCCCAACUAAAAACCUAACUAACUUCCCAUCUUGUCAUCCUUUCUGGGUCCUAUAAGCUCACCAACACUGGGAUAUAUUGGAGGAAAUCCUCUGCAUUCAGAAGUUUGGGAUCAGUUUGUUAAUUAAGGGAAAAGCUCAUUUUUAGCUCCAUAUUUUAUUCAUGGGCUCCACCAGAGUAGCUUUGCAUGAUUCACGGUUCAAAAUCAUCCUUGUUCUGUGACAUUCAAGGGUAAAUUUUUUUUUUUUUUUUAAUAAAUGUCUGAACGACAUUUAACAUGAGCUAAAUGUCAGUUAUGACAGAAAAUCAGGAAAAGCACAAUUGACCCCCAUUACUCAUAAAUUAUUAAUGAUGUUUAAUAGAUGCCUCCCACCAGGUGCAGUCUGCUUGAUAUCAAAGUGGGUAUCCCCGAGUUAAGGGUAUUGCAUGCCUAACCUCUGGGCAAAAUUCAGUGCAAUCACCAGGCAUUGCUGUCCUGAUGCUACUUCAGUGUAACUGCAAGGUUUUAUCAUUUUAAUCUCCUUGAUAAUUACAUAAGCAAGAUGUUUCUGUUCAUCAAACUAGAGACUGAUGUACUUGUCCUCUUGCUUUCCCACAACUUUUCAACUGUUUCUGUUCUGUUCAAGGCAGCUGUUUUCAGCUUUUCUGUUUUAUACAAACUGUGAAUCAAUUGACUUAGAAUACUCUUGAGGCGUUUCAGAAGAAAGAUAUUUCUCUUUGGCUGUUUUGCGACUUUAAAGCAGCCUAAAGAUUCUCAACAAAGGUACUUUGUUUAAAAAACAAAAGCAUUUUGGAGUGACCCUAAACCUUUUGGGAGCAAUGUGCUUUAUCUUUUUAGCACAGUGGCUGAAAGGUCAUUGCUAAUGUUAUGUUUGGACGCAUUAAUACAAAAAUCAUAUUAACUUCUUAUAUGUAAGGUUGUAUUUUAACCUUGGAACACCUGUUCUAUGGUUAAACUGGGAAUAUGGUCACUUAACCCACCUUUGAACAACACUGGAUCCACUGGACCAGGCUAAUGCUAGCAUAGGCUAACGCUCGUCUAAGCUAGUAGUAGCGUAGGCUAAUAUCAGUAUAGUGCGUUCUAUUGUCUUGGAAGUCUGAGCUGGGAGUGAUGUCAUUUCCAGUAGUAAAGUCAUAACAGCAAGACAAAAAAAGGAUUUAUGUUGCUCCUUGGUAAGGUAGAAUCAUACUUCAAUAGCAAUACAGGGCAUGCUGUACUUUCAUGCAUACAGUUUGAGCAGUGCUCUGCAUAUGAUUUAUUUUAGUGAGUCACCUAUGUUCAACAAUGGCAGCGCACAUUAAAAGUUUCAUAGUUUUACCACUUUUUACAUUCCCCUGGAUUGUUAAGUCAGCCCUGUUGGGGCUGCUCAGACUUUCCAAGUUCAUAAUGUGAUGUGAGGGUGCUGUGCCCAGCUGAAAAUUCUGACUUCUAAUUUUAAAGUACAAUGGAACGCACUAUAAGCUGGUAGCAGCAGAUUUCAAGCUAAUAUAGACAAACACUGCUAUAAAAUAAUGCUAGAAUAAGCCGUUGUAAGCUAGGGGUAGCAUAGCUUAACUAGUAUAGGCUAAUGCUUUUUUUAAAGUAAUGCAAGCAUAAACCACUAUAAGCUAGUGGUAGCAUAGGCAAAUACUGGCAUAGGCUAACGUUCUUAUGCUAGCAUAAGCCAAUGCUGAUAAAAGCUAACAAAGUCCUACAAAAUGCUGAGUAAUAGCUGCCUUUUUUUUUUUUUUUUUUUUUUUUUUUUUUUUUUUAAUGUUGUUCGAGACAGAAUACUCCAUGUUAAUCAUUUAACAUACACAACAGUGCUAUAAUAUUGAGUGGCUGUAGACUGAGUGAUUGAAGCUUCAAGUUAACCCUUAAAUGUCUAUUCGCAAACUGUUAAGUUUCCAUGCUAAUAAUUUUGCUUUGGCUACUAAUUUAUUAUUUAAAGAGAGAUAAUUUAGCGACCAAUUUCUGUGUUACUGUCAUGUUCAUGUUAUUUAAAGGUCAAAGUUGUGGAUUCUUGAAAUACAAAUGAGGACAGUGGGGUCUCUUCAGGUCUUGUGACAGAGGAUGUGGUAGUUUGCUGCUUUCUUUAGUCUCACAUAUCCAUAUAUCAGGUUUGAGCCUUCUUUUUCUGACUGCUGGUUUAAAAGCUACAAUGGGUUUUUAAAUUCUAAUCAAAUAUUCACAUCAAUUUAGAUGAAGAUUAUGUGUGCUGGAUUUGGGAGUAAAUUUAACAUUAGAAAACAAUAUUUUGCUGUUUCUUCUGAUGAGAUGUCAAUAAAAUAUAUUUAACCAUAAAGAUACUGAACGGGUUAGAAUAUUGAGCACUGCAAAAAGGAAAACUGUGUUGCUGGUACUGAUUUUGAUCUGUGGACAGUGAACCAAACUUGGUCUCCAGUGCCUUGUGAAAAAUCUAUUUGUGACACCCAUAAAAACUCAGUUAAAAAAAGAGCUAAGAUGGCAGGCAGUGUUUACAGGUUGUGGCUGUAUUUGUCAUGUUUGUUGUCAUCCUCAAAGAGAAAUUAUAUUUCAGUUAUUUUUGGUCUUCUCAGCAAUCAUUAAGACAUAUCUAAUAGAAGCAAGAUUUCAGAAGCUAUAAAGUUGACCUAUGAUGCUCGUCUGUAUUUCUAUUCUUAUGUUCUUCUCGAGUUACUUUGCAUGAUUCAAGGUUCAAAAUGAUUAGUAUAUGUUGUAUACUGGGCUCUUGAGCAGGGAUACUUCCUGCCCCUUUAAAUGAACUUUCCCCUCCCACAAGUGGGUGGGGCUUCUUUACUUACCAUAUUAGGGAUGUCCACCAAUGAGAUCAUACAUAGCCAGGUGUGGAAAAAAAACAAUCUAAAACCAAAUGUUUAAAGCAAAACUGAUCCUGUCUUACCUAAUUCUUUCAAACUUUGAUCAUGUUAUGAGCAAAGAAAAUAGAUAACAGAAAAUAUGGAAGAGCAUAUUAGGUUCACUUUAAACAAUCUGAAACAAACCACCACACAUAUAUCGACAGGUCUUCAGUACACUUUAUUUGAUCCUGCUGAAAUUAUGGCAUUUAUGUAAUAAAUAAUCUUAUAUUUAGCAUUUUAUAGCAUUUCAUUAGUACUUGAACCAUUCAAAUGUCUCUCUUAGGCUUAAGUUUGUUUGCAGUGUUUCCAUCGAUUUAGCGGGAUGUGUCUGUUUUAGAAGUUUGGAUUGAAAUCUUUCUGUCCAUAUCACUCGCCCUUCCUGAUUAAAUGCAGCACUUUCACAACCUUUAACACUUCCUGCCCUGCAUUAUUUUUGAUAACAUUCUAAUUUUUCAUACAUAUAUAUCACGAUUGAUGUAUCUGUCCUUUUUUUUGUGGUGUGACCGUUCUUUUUUGUUUUGUUUUGUUUUUGGGGGGGUUUUGAGGAAAUUUCCUAUCUGAAAAUGAGACUGGAGUGUUUUAUGAGAUAAUAUGAGGAGUCAUGUAUUGUUGCAGCUUGUGAAUUCAGAGCACCCCUUUAAAAUUCAAUAAAUUUGAUUUGGUAGACUGUUUUGAA
Messenger RNA from Oreochromis niloticus (Nile tilapia), 9245 nucleotides. It is a transcript of the gene tlcd3a, whose product is annotated as TLC domain containing 3A. Gene Ontology annotation, cellular component: endoplasmic reticulum; membrane. The record is from RefSeq and is a predicted model, not a curated record. The transcript is spliced from 5 exons. Bases 238 to 1086 code for a protein of 282 amino acids. Gene Ontology annotation, biological process: lipid homeostasis. NCBI's taxonomy places the organism in Eukaryota, Metazoa, Chordata, Actinopteri, Cichliformes, Cichlidae.